AUGACGCCCGAAUUGGCUCGUCAGAUUCACCUCCUCGCGAGAAGCCAAGCCUCGUCGUGUUUCCCGCAAGGCGCCGCAUGGGGGGACGGCCGCGGGGAUCGAAGCGGCGAGCAGGGGAACGGCGGAAGCGGCGGAGGCAGCGCGUCCGCGACGAUCGCAGCAGCGGCAGUAUCAGCAUCAGCAUCAGCAUCAGCAUCAGCAGCAGCAGCAGCCGCGGCAGGGAAGACGCAUAACCAGCUGUUGAGCGCUUUUGCCGGCCGCAAUGACUCAUUCGGGACGCUCCCGUUUACACUGUCGGAGAAGGACACGGUCGCCGGCUGUUCCGCUGGUGCUGCUGCUACUAUGCGCGGAAUCAUCGAGCAGCCGGCGCGUUCAGAUUAUCCGGCGUUGCAAUCGCGACAACUAUCCGCGCAACUCAAGUCAUUCGCGCCGUUCGAUCCAUGUUCCCCAUUCGACUCAUCCGCGCCGUCACCGUCCGCUCCGUCAAUUGCGCCGUCCGCUCUCUUCGCCGCCGCAUCCCGAGGGCCUUCCGCCGUCCAGCAGCCCUCAUGCGGAAUUCCGCCGCUGGCUGUGGCGGAAACAUAUCGGCCCGUAGCGCGUCAGCCUUUAACGCGUCGGCCAUUGGCGGACGGUGCGACGUCGGCCGAGAUUAUGAGUUCCAAGAGGGGUCUUAAGAGAGCCAGCGGCAGCGCGGGUGCUGAUUCGGCGGCGCCUAACAACACGAGCGCGGUAGCACCUGCGACUGCCACUGCCCCCGUCUCUGCCGCUCGCCGCCGCGGGAGCAGGUGCCUCGCCGCGUUCGACGGCGCAAGCUCCGGCGGAAGCUCCAGCGGAGGCGGCGAUAGUCCCCGGGCGGGGGAAGAACCCGCGGAAGCAGCGGAAGCGACGGCCGCGGCGACCGCGGCGUGGGAGCAGCACCAGUGGUCGCGCGGACUGGCGGAGCUGGUGAGCGCGGACGGGCACCGGUGGCUCAAGUACGGCGCUAAGAAGCUGAGCACCAAGAAUGGCGGGCAGCGCAGGGCGUACUACCGCUGCGCCGCCAGCUCCCCCCACCACCGCACAGCAGGGUCCGCGCCAUGCCCUGCGCGCAAGGUGGUGAACUCGCACCCGCUGCGCCCGUUCGAUCUGAGCGCUGUGACUGUGGAGUAUCUCUGUGAGCACAACCAUCCUGUGGACGGAGGGCGAGUGACUGUUGCGCGUGAUUAUAAAGGGCGCCGGGUUCCGCGCGCUGGGGAUGAGGGUUCUGCUGGUGAGGAUGGGGGGACGGUGCGGAGUGCUGAUGUCAGCCCGGCCGUUCCUGCUGAUGGAGACGGCUGGACUGCUGGUGCUGCUGCUGCUGUUGCUGCUGCUGCUGCUACAGGCGAUGACAGGGUUGUAUCGCAUGAUGAGUUUCCUUUUGAGGAGGACACUCCCCAGCUCAGAGAUUUUAUGGGUGUGGGUGGUAACGAGUCAAGCCAAGGAACAUGCUUGAAUGGUGCAACGGAGCAUGAUAUUUCUCGCAGCAACAGUAGUGUUACGGAAAAUUGUGUUGAACCCGCAGAGCAGCUUUUAUUGAGGACAGGUGGAGCAGAGGGCAGGGUGGGUGCGGCUGUUUAUGGUGAAGUGGAUGUGGAGUUGCAUCUAGCCUGCUCGUAUGGCAGUUUGGGGCAGCGACUCGACCACUGUAAUUAUCAGGAUAAACGCUUUGCUGGGAGGACUGAAGGGAUUGAAGGGUGCCAAACAGGUUUCAAAAGGAUGAGGUUCAGUGAGGGUGGCUGCUACACUGGGCUUUUAGGAAUGGGUGCAGUUGCAUGA
Molecule: messenger RNA, 1794 nt
Organism: Closterium sp. Yama58-4
Lineage: Eukaryota; Viridiplantae; Streptophyta; Zygnematophyceae; Desmidiales; Closteriaceae
Source: the annotation of a GenBank genome assembly